UCUCCGCCAGCACUCACGACUCAUUGACCGUUUGACACGUGAACCACUUUCCCUUAUGAAGGUGUAGGAAGUUGCAAUGAAAAACUGUGUGGCGCUUGUGGAAGCCCAAUUCAGUUCCUGAUUCAACCAUUUUUUUCACACCGUAAUCCAUUGUAAGUAGAAGCAAUGGAGCAAAAUGUGGAAAACGUACGUGCUCCUCCCAAGGGUUUGUUACAGAGUGAUGAUUUGUAUCAGUAUAUCCUGGAGACUAGUGUUUACCCACGUGAGCCAGAAUUUCUCAAGGAGCUAAGGCAUGUCACUGCUAGUCAUCCAAGGGCAAUGAUGGCUACUGCACCAGAUGCAGGCCAGUUGAUGGCCAUGUUGUUGAAUCUAGUAAAUGCAAAAAUGACAGUUGAAGUUGGAGUCUUCACAGGAUACUCUCUUCUCCUCACUGCUCUUACAAUUCCAGAGGAUGGCAAGAUCAUAGCCAUAGAUGUAAAUCGGGAGACAUUUGAGAUUGGGUUGCCAAUAAUUAAGAAAGCUGGUGUCGCAGACAAAAUUGAUUUCAUUGAGUCUGAGGCUUUACCAGUUCUUGAUCAGCUAUUACAGAAUCAUGAAAAUGAAGGGAGUUUCGACUUUGCUUUUGUUGAUGCUGACAAGGUUAGUUACCAGAACUACCAUGAGAGGCUGAUGAAACUGUUAAAGGUGAAUGGCCUAGUUGUCUAUGACAACACACUCCGGAAAGGAUUUGUUGCAAUGCCUGAAGCGUUGGUUCCAGAGCACAGGAGACAGGACAGAGAGAUUUCAAUUGAGUUUAACAAAUUUCUUGCAGCUGAUCCUCGCAUCCAAAUUUCACAUGCUUCAGUGGGUGAUGGCAUCACAAUCUGUAGGCGUCUCUACUAAAUGACUUCUUGAAACUUCUCUGCAUUUUACUUGCUUUAUGAGGUUGAACGUAAAUGCUCCUGAACUACCUCGCUUAGAUUAUUAGUCCUUAAGAUGGUAUAUGAGUAAUUUGGUUUUGAUUGUAAAUUGAGUUUGAAUGUCACAUGAUUUUGGAAUCACCUUAAGUUGGG
Molecule: messenger RNA, 1052 nt
Organism: Quercus lobata
Lineage: Eukaryota; Viridiplantae; Streptophyta; Magnoliopsida; Fagales; Fagaceae
Product: probable caffeoyl-CoA O-methyltransferase At4g26220
Exons: 6
Coding region: 166-882 (238 amino acids)
Molecular function (GO): O-methyltransferase activity; S-adenosylmethionine-dependent methyltransferase activity
Source: RefSeq, a predicted model, not a curated record